AUGACUAUACCGUCCGCCAUAUAUUCAGAUUUGCAGCCUAACGUGCUUGGAUUGGCACCAGCAUCAACUUCAACAAGCUACGAUGAGCCACAAGCGUCUGCAUUGCCGAUGCAGGAUGCCGUAGAGAGUGAAAGUGUGGGUGGACAAGUGGGCUCAGUGACGAGACAUGAGACGUAUUAUAUUCCGAGUGGAGAUGUCGUCUUUCAGGUUGAAAAUACACUCUUCCGAGUACACCGAUAUUUCUUCGAACGUGAAUCUGCACCAUUCCGAGAUAUGCUUUCCCUUCCAAUGCCUGGCGGGCAGAACUCAAACACCGGUUCGGACAAGGGAAAAUCACCAUCACGUCAACCAGAAGGAACAACAGAUGAGAGCCCAAUAAAUCUCCCGCAGGUGACAAGCGAUGAUUUCGCGAGCCUCCUUUGGGUGUUUUACAAUCCAACAUAUUACCAAUACAACCAGCCAAUCGAAACGUGGGCGUCUAUCCUCCACCUCGCACACCGCUGGGACUUCCCAUCCAUCCGUGCUCUCGCCUUCCACGAACUCGAGGGUGCACCUCCCGCAGCUCGUCUUGUCCUUGGAGAAAAAUACGAAGCACCAACGGACUGGCGCAUGCGUGCUAUGAUGGAGCUUGUGACGCGUAAAAAGCCACUCACUGCUUCAGAAGGUGAAGAAUUGGGCUCGACUCUCGUGGUGCAAAUCGCAGAAAUGAGGGAAAAUAUGCGAGGAGGGAAGGAUACGCUUUAUGGUCGAAGGAUGGACUAUUUUCACGAUCGUCGCAGGUCGUACUCUCCAAGGCGAUCCCGCACACCUUCGCCCCAUCCAGUCAUUAUACAGCCUCCUAUACCGGUACAGCCACCACCGCCGCAUUUUCUAAUUCCACCUUCGCCCGGUCCAACCCCAAUAAUUAUACCUGGGCCAGUUCAUAUCGGAACACUUUCAAUACCUUCCAGCAGCUCCCUUCAUAUCCCCAGCAUGUACGGUCAAUAUAACGACGAUAUCAACGAACUUCGCGAUCCAUUGAAAGGUAUCAUAAAUACGGGACCACAGUCUCAGACGCAUCCUUCGCUUCACGAACAUGGUUUGGACCUGCGGCUGGCGGAUAACGUCUCAGCUAUCCCCCAGAUUCGAACUGUUGUAUCGGCAGACCCGGAUGCGAUAUGUUUUCCGUCCGGAGAGAAUGCAACCGAAUAA
This is a messenger RNA of Fomitiporia mediterranea MF3/22, 1191 nucleotides long. RefSeq lists its product as uncharacterized. The record is from RefSeq and is a predicted model, not a curated record. The coding region runs from base 1 to 1191 and encodes 396 amino acids. Gene Ontology annotation, molecular function: protein binding. NCBI's taxonomy places the organism in Eukaryota, Fungi, Basidiomycota, Agaricomycetes, Hymenochaetales, Hymenochaetaceae. The transcript has 6 exons.